This is a messenger RNA of Triticum dicoccoides, 1506 nucleotides long. RefSeq lists its product as uncharacterized. Bases 445 to 1380 code for a protein of 311 amino acids. The record is from RefSeq and is a predicted model, not a curated record. NCBI's taxonomy places the organism in Eukaryota, Viridiplantae, Streptophyta, Magnoliopsida, Poales, Poaceae. The transcript has 3 exons.
GUCCCCGCAGCGCGCCGCAACUGCACACCAACUUGCUCAACCGGACGCUCCAGGACACCAUCCACGGGUACUACCUCCAGGCCCUUGCCCUGCUGCCACCAGGCUCUCGCUUCCACCGCAGCCUGAUUAAGGCCGGCUACUGCUACGGCCCGUUCGACCCCGUCUCCAACAUCAUCAUCAACACCAUCUGGUAUGAUGCCAAUUUCCCACCCUCCAUGAAACUCGAGCUGGAUGUCAUGGGCACGCGGAGCCUCCACAGGGUGGAGAACCGCUCCUUGUACGGCAUGGUCUCCUUCCUCUGCACACGUUACCAUGAACUUGAUUUCCAUCAAGCCGUGCGCUGCCUGCUCCAGGCAGAUGCCAACCUUGUGCUCGCUGAUCCCAACCUUGUGACUGAUACUAACCUUGUCUACGACUUUGGUAUCGUGAGAGAUGUGCUGAGGCAUGGACCAGCCUCUGCCUUUCGUUGCAAGCUCCAAACUCAAGCCCCCCCCCAACACUGGUCUCACUGUAGGACACCCGGACACUGGUAUUGAGGAAGCCUUCUUGGCCGCCGCCACCGCGGCCUGUCACCCCAACCCAGACGCUCAAGCACAGCUUCUCACUUCUUGUUGCAAGGUGGACCCGAGUCCUGUCUUGUCUCUGCUGCCUAUUGACUCUCACAAGCUCUCCUUUCAAGAUUUAAGCCUGCUUGCCAGGUUUCUAUCUUGCAAUCCCCUCUAUGAGUAUGACAAGGCACUUCCACUUCCCCCAGUCCCCCUCAAAUGUUACCCACGUGCAGAGCUAGCGAGCCUGUAUACAGUCAUCUCCAAGGAGGUCAAUGCUCUGCUGAAUAAAUAUCAACAGAUGCCAAACGGGGAUCCCAAGUUCAAGCUUCAUAUGAUUUGUGUUGUGAAUGAUCGGGUCCGCGGCCCUGCUCCAUGGCCUCCUCAUCGCCAUGGCCACUCUCACGUCAACUUCGUGGCUACUUCCAAAAGCCCUGGUGGUGAAGCUCCUACUUUAUUUUUUGCUGAAAUUAAUGCUGACAACCGAAGCAUGUCCUUCUGUUGCCCUGUGGAUCUGCCGCCGCCAUGUGCUGCGCAAAUUCCUUGUAUUUACUGUGAAUCCAUGGGGACUCGAAUUGUGCAUCCGGUCGGGAUACACUUCACUGGGCGUGACUCGGAGUUUGAGAACAUGGCCUGUGAAAAAGACCCCCUUGGGCGUGUGUAUGCAACCAUGAGAAUCAUCAACCAUAGGCGUGGCAUGGCGGAGAGCGUCCAUGUUAACGUGAAAGAAGAUAGCCUCUAUGAUGGCAUGGAUGGGCACAAGAGUAAGUAUGACAUCGAGACGGGUUCCUUGAGCAUGAAAGAAUACGUGUUAUUGAUACCAGCUUUGAUAUGACCCCUUGUGAUAUAAAUACCGAGGUCAUUGUUGUUUUGCCUGAAGCCGGUGUUGUCCAAAAAUACGCUACAUAUACAUCGGAAUACCUGAUGACAAGUUACAACGAUGAACAAGAAUUACUCGUUA